CUUGUAUUCAUUCGUUGAUCAAUGUCAGUCCGUUCAUGUUAUUAGUGUACAUUUUAAUAUUUCAAAAAUUUGGAAAGCCUAUCAGAUUCCCAAGACCACGGCGUUGGGUCUUAUUAAUGUUCGCUGAACUACAAUGCCCAUAAUAACACAAUUGCGCUUAAAAAUUUUGCUUACACUGGCUAUAGCUUUCAUACUAUUGCAGUACACGUACGUAAAUUUUAACGAGCAAAAUUGGUUCAAUAGCUCAAUUGUUACCACGGUAAAAAAAUGCCACCCCUCGACGAAUCCCGUGCCAUUAAUUCACCUCAACGUUUCCGGCAUCGAGGCCAUGAUUUACAAUAAAAGACAAACCACACAAACGAAUGAAAAACAAUUUAUCACGCUAUGUCCUGAAACUCCACCUGAUUUAAACGGAACAAUGCGCAUACUCGUACCUGCUCAGGAAACGCUGGAAGAAGUAGCACAACAAUUAUCUUGGCUUAAACUUCUCGAAGGCGGUCAUCAUGAGCCUUUAGACUGCCAAGCCAGAUACAAAAUCGCAAUUAUAGUGCCCUACCGAGACCGACUGUCAAACCUCUGCACUUUUCUUCUGAACAUGCAUCCGUUUUUAACCAAACAAAAAUUGGACUACAGUAUUUUCAUUGUAGAACAAUUCGGCGAUGGUCUAUUUAACCGAGCUAUGUUAAUGAACGUCGGAUUUAAUGAAGCGUUGAAGUUACGUGAUUUCGACUGUUUCUUUUUCCACGACGUAGAUCUUAUACCAGAAAACGAUAGAAACAUUUAUAGUUGUCCCGAUCAGCCGAGACAUAUGUCAGUAGCCAUCGACAAGUUUAACUACAGUUUGCCGUUCGUGGAUUUAUUUGGCGGAGUGAUAGGCAUGAGCCGCAAUCAUUUCGAGUUGGUCAACGGAUUCAGUAACAAUUAUUGGGGAUGGGGAGCUGAAGAUGAUGAUAUGGCAUGUCGAGUCAGAGCUCAUGGCCUUAACAUUACCAGAUAUACUCCAGACGUGGCACGUUACCGUAUGUUAUCACAUGUCAACCAAGAGUCCAACCCAUCGAGGUUUGAAAUCUUGAGAAGCAGUCGGGAACGUUUCAACACCGACGGACUCAACAGCCUCGAGUAUCGAGUAAAAUCACUGCUUCAGCUUCCGUUGUUCACGUACAUUCUGACGGAACUCUCUGGAGGAUGCAACUGAUGGUCAAUGGCCACCGUGUGUCACAAGUCGCUAGAAUUUUGUAUUUCGAAAACCACGCAACAUGUUCUUGCCAUCGCAUUAGUGUUUUUUUUAUUCUCGUUUAUUUGUAUUAUUGAUCGAGUUACAUUAUCGAUUUAGAUUAAAUUAGUUCGAUGUGUGCUUACACACAUCUAUGUGUAUUAAUAGUAUAAAAUGAUCGACGUUAUCGUUCCCUGAUAAAGGAAACCUCCCUAAAAUAUUUUUUUUGUACAUACCAGUUGGUAUAUGAUUAGUAAAUGACAUUUUAUUCCUGAACUAUAACAUUAUCAGAGAGAAUAAUAUAAUAUUUUAUUAUUAUAUAUAUAUAAUUUUUGGUUCAAGUAGUAAGGCAUAAAUUUUCAAAAAUUAAAAAUCUCUUAUUUCAUUUAUUUCAUAUUAAUUUUUAAUAAACCAACAUAGAAGAGGAAAUACUUUUGAGCGUAUUUUAAACUUAUUUAUGAAAUACAUGAUAAUCUCAAAGUUGUAUUCGUAAUAUUAUUAUUAAAGCACGCUGAAUAAAUUACAUAGAAAAUAUAUAUUUAUGCAAAUAAGAAAGAUUUAAAAUAACGAAUACGAGUAUUUGCGUUUGAUCUUAGAAACGUACACAUUGCCUAUUUUAAUUUAAAAAAAUACACUUCUCAAAAUUUAGACAAAUAUGUGUACGUUUAAUUCAAUAUGCUUGAAUAUGUUCAUGUUAAUUUUCUAAAAUAUACUGGCAUAGAAAUCAAGUCAACAAUUAUUUGAACAUAUCAUAUGGGUACAAUAUUUGGUGUCAUUUACAUUAAACCUACGAUUCAUGUAUUUAAAUUUGAAUACUUAAUUUCGUACAUCGAUAGAUCUAAAAAAAUGCUUUGCAUAUUACUCAUUCAUUAAUAAAGAACCCGAAUUAUUACAUUUAAAAAAAUACGUUUGAAAAUAUUUUUUACAUAAU
Molecule: messenger RNA, 2144 nt
Organism: Sipha flava (yellow sugarcane aphid)
Lineage: Eukaryota; Metazoa; Arthropoda; Insecta; Hemiptera; Aphididae
Product: beta-1,4-N-acetylgalactosaminyltransferase bre-4-like
Exons: 7
Coding region: 134-1195 (353 amino acids)
Biological process (GO): carbohydrate metabolic process; glycosphingolipid biosynthetic process
Molecular function (GO): N-acetyl-beta-glucosaminyl-derivative 4-beta-N-acetylgalactosaminyltransferase activity
Source: RefSeq, a predicted model, not a curated record